Lingula anatina is the source of this 1577-nucleotide messenger RNA. RefSeq lists its product as uncharacterized. Gene Ontology annotation, molecular function: methylcrotonoyl-CoA carboxylase activity. Lineage: Eukaryota; Metazoa; Brachiopoda; Lingulata; Lingulida; Lingulidae. Gene Ontology annotation, cellular component: mitochondrion; methylcrotonoyl-CoA carboxylase complex. The record is from RefSeq and is a predicted model, not a curated record. Gene Ontology annotation, biological process: L-leucine catabolic process.
AUAGCCUUCUUAUGCAUAUGUCAACAAGCCGACUACGGUCAUUAAAAGCAACCUCCACGCGCACUAAAAAUAGUUUUUAUCCAUCAGCAAUGAGGCGGGUGGAAGUGCCCUGAAAUGUCAGUCUAGACUGCUAACUGCAGUGGCUGUGGUCAGUGUGCCCAAAAUAACUGUGAUAAUGAGACAGAGCUAUGGAGCAGAAAACUACAUGAUGGCUGGUCGUGCAAUGGAUCCAAACUUUCUUUUUGUGUGGCCCACGGUAUCUAUUGGUAUACAGAAUGAGGAGUACCUACUGAAUAACACUAUCACCCAGUUGCCAGCAGCAGAUUUUACCAAAGAGCAGGAGGCAUCAGUAAAGGAAAAGGUCCUCUCCAAAAUGUCAGCAUUAUAUUCAUCAUCCAGAUUAUGGGAUGAUGGAGUCAUUUUACCUCAGAACUCAAGAAAGGUACUGGGACAGUGCUUGGACAUUGUCAGUGGACCACUUCCUCCUUCCAGUGAAGCUACAGAACCAAUGUUCAGGAUGUAGUCGUGAAGACGCCCAUUUUACAAAAAUAAUAAUAAUAAAAAUAAUAAAUAAAAAUAAAAGAAUACACUCAGGAGAUUUGAUUUGAUAAAAACAACUUACAGAUAUGAAACCAUAUGCAACUUUGUAUGCAUUUGUAAAUAAACCUUGGGAUUCAGUAAGAAUCCAACGUAAAUUUUUUCUUUACAUAGUGACAUUUUAAUUUCCAGUAUGUUAACAUACAGUAUUCAUGAAUUGUGUCAGCAGCUGAUUUAAUUUAUGUAAAUGAUAUAUAGUUGACAAGUAACUCUUUGAAAUUAAACAAUCUAUGAGUAUCACUGAGCCAACUAUGAGCUAUUAUCUUAUGUGCUUCAAAGAAAAUUAGGAAGUUAUAGACUGAGCAAGACUUUUGCUUCAUAUCUCAGUUACUUACAGUAUGUAUUUUCAAACUGGUAAGCAAAAUGGUUUUUAUUGUUCCACAAAAUUAGAAGAAACACUUAUUUUUUUGAUAAAAAGUAUAUGGUAUUGACAUUAAUAUAAAUUUUCAUCAGUUGUAAUAUUCAUAGAAUAGGAACAGUGGCUCAUACUCUCAAGAAUGGAUACAGAGGCUCAUAAUUUCAAGAAUGGGUGCAAAAGCUCAUUUUAGAGAUGAUAAUGUAUUAUUCAUCAGGGAUGAUUGGAUAAAGUAUUUUGAAUUAAUGCAAUAAAAUCUUUAGUGUAAGCAUCAUCUUUUGCAACUAUAAUCUACUAGUAUUAGUACAUGUACCUGUAAAUUAAGUAAUUGUGGAAAUGUAAUGUUAGUUUUCUUUUCUGGCAUUCUUAACAAUUUUUUUAUAAUUCUGCCUUCUUGGGUUAAAAAUCUGAUACACCUUACACCGUCCAAUGAGUUAUUGUAAAUAUACAUUUCUAUUACUACUUUUUUCAUUGCGUGAAUUUCUUGUAUUUUCACUUUACACGCCUCGGGAUAAUAGUCUAACAAAGACUACAUGUACAUGUACUGAGUACUGUAGUGCACGAAGGAAGAAUCAGUCACGAAUAUUGUUACUAUUAACUGAAAAUAAAGGUAAUGUUACUCAUG